Neoarthrinium moseri is the source of this 1884-nucleotide messenger RNA. RefSeq lists its product as uncharacterized. The record is from RefSeq and is a predicted model, not a curated record. Gene Ontology annotation, biological process: secondary metabolite biosynthetic process. Gene Ontology annotation, molecular function: flavin adenine dinucleotide binding; oxidoreductase activity, acting on CH-OH group of donors. The coding region runs from base 1 to 1884 and encodes 627 amino acids. The transcript has 9 exons. NCBI's taxonomy places the organism in Eukaryota, Fungi, Ascomycota, Sordariomycetes, Amphisphaeriales, Apiosporaceae.
AUGUCGUUUUUUGGACAGAACUUUCUGGGCUUUAUAGCCGCUGCUGCCCUUAUUUUUGAAUCAUCUGCUUGGGCAUUUCAGAGACCCCAAUACGAGCUGCGAUAUUUAGACGACUCAUCGCAGUUGAGAGUAUCAUAUGACUACGUCAUUGUUGGAGGCGGAACGUCAGGUCUCACUGUUGCAGACCGGUUAACAGAGGAUGGCAAAACUACUGUUCUCGUCAUCGAAAAUGGGCCGCUGGUUGAAUCACCCUUAAUUAGCGAAAUAAUGGGUGGUUUCGGAGGCAUGGGCUCGGGUUACACAUAUAACACGAUGUCUGUUCCGCAGUCGCAUCUGAGGAACAGGACCUUUCCUGUGCUGACCGGGAGAGUCGUAGGGGGCAGCUCGGCUGUAAAUGCUAUGAUGACGGUCCGUGGGACCUCAGAGGACUAUGAUAGAUGGGGCGAGCUCUUUGGGCAAGGUUCAUCGUGGAAUUGGAAGAACCUUCUUCCCUAUUUCAAGAAGGCUUUAUCAUUUACCCUGCCAGAUCCUUUGGUAGCCUCUGCGUUCAACAUUACGCACGACUUGCAGUAUUGGGGCAACACCUCUCAUAUCUAUGCUGGCUGGCCCUCGUUUCAAUAUCCAGGGCUCGUGCCGGCAAUAGACGCUUUCCGUGAGGUCCCAGGUGUUGAGUUUCCUGUAGACAGCGGUGCCGGCCGAGCUGGCGUUUACUGGUUUCCGACCUUCCUGGAUCCGAAAAAUGUUCAACGCUCCUAUGCCAAAACAGGCCACUAUGAGCGGAUUAACAGGACGAAUUAUGACCUCAUCGCCGACACGAGGGUGACUAAAGUGUUGUUCGAUGGUAGGAGGGCCAUUGGAGUCUCCGCGCAGCAGACUAGGCUGAACACAACUUUGUUAUCUAAUGUCAAUGCCAGCAAGGAAGUGAUUCUAGCUGCAGGUGCCAUCCACACCCCUCAGUUGCUUCAACUGAGUGGGCUGGGACCUAAAAAAUUGCUUGAAUCGGCUGGUGUGCAAACAAUUGUCGAUCUUCCGGGUGUUGGGCAGAACUUCCAAGAUCACCCGAUGCUCUCGACAGUGCAAAAUUUCACGAUUCGCCCGGAACCCAGCGAUUUGUUUGGUGAAAGCAACUUCAGCACCUGGGCACAGGAAGUUUGGGCCUUCAAUCGCACAGGUCCGUACUCGCUAGGGGUGGGGAAUGUAGCUGCUUGGCUGCCAAUGCCAGUCAUCUCGCCAACAUACCAUGAAACGAUUGCCUCCAAGUUGGAAACUCAGGAGCACUCUGCAUUCUUAGCACCGGGUACCGAUCCGACUGUCGUUGAGGGGUAUAGAGCACAAAUGAAAAAUUUGGCCAGCAGCAUCCGGUCCAACAACACGGCAUUUUACAGCCUAUCUCUGACGGGUUCACGUGCCCCUGGUGGAGCUAGCGUAUUUCUGCAUCCUCUGAGUCGUGGAACAGUGAAUAUCGAUGUAAGAAAACCCAACGCUACUGAACCAAUUGUUGACUACCGCGCCCUCAGUAACCCUCUGGAUGUUGAGAUCCUAGUUGAGUUCAUCAAAUUCACUAGGCUCUAUCAUUUUAACACUUCACUCGCUGCUUUCAAUCCAAAGGAGAUAGCGCCUGGGGAGAAUGUAAAGAGUUCGGAAGAACUGGCCGCGUAUGUACAACGAAGUAUCACCCCUUCGGAAUACCAUCCGAGUGGAACAGCAGCAAUGCUACCAAGAGAGCUGGGUGGAGUCGUCAACGAGUCACUUCUAGUUUAUGGAGUGGAUGGCCUACGAAUUGUCGAUGCAAGCAUUAUGCCAAUGUUACCUGGUGCCAAUACGUGUCAGACUGUUUACGCUGUCGCGGAGAAGGCCGCGGAUCUGAUCAAGAGCCGUCUUUAA